AAGCAAAAGAUUCUUAAACGUUUCGAAGCUUCAUUCGAGAUCAUAAAUACACAAACGCUAGGCUUGUUUUAAACCAAAUACAUUCGUGUGUGGUUAUAUACAAAACUGACAGAAUCAAACGCGACUGACUGAGCGAUCUAUGGAAUAAACGGAGAACAUUUCCUGGUGAUAAAGAUGGAGAAUCGUGAAAACAAUCGGACCACAGAAACACCAGAUGUGAAGAUGAAAACCUGCCAGUCCUCACCUAUGCGAGAGCAGAAGAAUGAAACAGAUGGUCAGAUCGAAGUGAAAGAAGAUUUUGUCACUUGCCAUGAAUGUGGGAUGGAUUUUUUUGAUCAAGCAAGUCUUGAGCAGCACACGAGAAUUCACACAGAAGAGAAACUGUUCGUCUGUCCACAGUGUGGAAAGAGUUUCCCAGUGCAACACAGGCUUGAAGCUCAUUUAAGGAUUCACACUGGAGAGAAACCAUUCAGUUGCACAGAGUGUGGAAAGUGUUUCACGCAACAAGGUCAGAUUAAAAGUCACAUGAGAAGUCACACUGGAGAGAAACCUUUCACUUGCCCUCAAUGUCAAACUAGUUUCACAUCGAAACAAAGCCUUAAAAGUCACAUUAGAAUUCACACUGGAGAAAAACCUUUCACCUGCUCUGAGUGUGGAAAGAGCUUCAUAACACAAGGAUACCUUAAACGUCACAUAAAAACUCACACUGGUGAUAAGCCUUUCACCUGUCCUCAAUGUGGAAAGAGUUACAAAUUGCAAGAAAGCCUUGAGAGUCACAUAAGAGUUCACACCGGAGAGAGGCCGUUCGUCUGCCCUCAGUGUGGAAAGGGUUUCACAGCAAAACAGUGUCUUAAAAGUCACUUAAGCAUUCAUAUUGGAGAGAAACCUUUCAACUGCUCCAUCUGUGGGAUGAGCUUCACACAACAUCAAAGUCUUAAACAUCACAUGUGCACUCACACAGGAGAGAAGCCUUUCAUUUGCCCUGAAUGUGGAAAGCGUUUCACAAUAAAACAACGCCUUGACAUUCACAUGAGAAUUCACUCGGGGCAGAGACCCUUUUCCUGCUCUCAGUGUAGAAAGAGUUUUACAGUAAAACUUAACCUUGCGAGACAUAUGAGAGUUCACACUGGAGUGAAGCCUUUCUCGUGCCCUCAGUGUGGAAAGAGAUUCACAGUGAAACAAAGCCUCGAGAGUCACAUGACCAUUCACACUGGAAAGAAGCCUUUCACCUGCUCCGAGUGUGGAAAGGGUUUCACGAGUAAACCUAAGCUUAGCUAUCACAUGAGAAAUCACUCAGGAGAGAGGCCUUUUAUAUGUUCUAAGUGUCCAAAAAGUUUCACAGUGAAGCAAAACCUUGAUAUUCACAUGAGAAUUCACUCUGGAGAGAAACCUUUUUCCUGCUCUCAGUGUGGAAAAAGUUUCACAAUGAAACAAAACCUUGACAUUCACAUGAGAAGUCACACUGAUGAGAAGCCUUUCACCUGCUCUCAAUGUGGAAAGAGUUACAAAGUGCAGCAAAGCCUUGAGAGUCACAUGAGAGUUCACACUGGAGAGAACCCUUUCACCUGCUCCGAGUGUGGAAAGAGUUUCACAGUUAAACAAAGCCUUAUGAAUCACAUGAGAAUUCACACUGGAGAGAAACCUUUCACUUGCUCCGAGUGUGGAAAGAGUUUCACAGUCAAACAAAGCCUUAUGAAUCACUUGAAAAUUCACACUGGAGAGAGGCCUUUCACCUGCCCUCAGUGUCCGAAGAGUUUCACACAACAAGCAAACUUUAAGCAGCACAUAGGCAUUCACACUGGAGAGAAGCCAUUCAUCUGCCCUCAGUGUGGAAAAACAUUCAUAUUUAAACAAAGCCUUGAGAGACACAUCAGAAUUCAUACUGGAGAGAAACCUUUUUCCUGCUCUGAAUGUGGGAUGAGUUUCAUAGAGAAACAAAAACUUAAUAUUCACAUGAGAAAUCACACGGGAGAACAGCCUUUCAUCUGCCCUCAGUGUGGAAAGAGCUUCACAUUUAAACAAAGCCUUGAGAGACACAUGAGAAUUCACACCGGAGAGAAGCCUUUUACCUGCUCCGAGUGUGGGAUGAGCUUCAUAGAGAAACAAAAGCUUAAAAUACACAUUAGGAUUCACACCGGAGAGAAACCUUUCAGCUGCCCUCAAUGUGGAAAGAGUUUUAGAGUAAACAGGAGCCUUAAGAGACACAUGAGCAUUCACACUGGAGAGAAACCUUUCGGAUGUACCCAUUGUGCAAAGCGUUACACAGUGAAACAACACCUUGAGAAUCACAUGAGAAUUCACACUGGAGAGAAACCUUACACUUGCACGGAGUGCGGAAGCAGUUUCAUGGAACAACGACAACUUAUAAUCCACAUGAGGAUUCAUACUGGGGAGAAGCCUUUCACUUGCCCUCAAUGUGGAAAGAGUUUCACACAACAAGGACAGUUGAAAUGUCACAUGAGAAUUCACACUGGAGAGAAACCUUUCACUUGCACUCAGUGCGGAAAGUGUUUCACAGUGAAAAGUACGCUUGACAGUCACAUGAGAGUUCACACUGGAGAGAAACCUUUCAGCUGCUUUCAGUGUGGAAAGAGUUUCAUUCAACAAGGGCAACUUCAAAUUCACAUGAGCGUUCAUACUGGAGACAAGCCUUUCAUCUGUCCGUAUUGUAUGAAGAGUUUCCCGCUGAAGCAUGGCCUUGAGAGACACAUGAGAAUUCACACUGGAGAGAAACCUUUCAGCUGCUUUCAGUGUGGAAAGAGUUUCAUUCAACAAGGGCAACUUCAAAUUCACAUGAGCGUUCAUACUGGAGACAAGCCUUUCAUCUGUCCGUAUUGUAUGAAGAGUUUCCCGCUGAAGCAUGGCCUUGAGAGACACAUGAGAAUUCACACUGGAGAGAAGCCUUUCAGCUGCUCUGAGUGUGGGAUAAGCUUCAUAGAGAAACAAAAGCUUAAUAUUCAUAUGAGAAUUCACACUGGAGAGAAACCAUUCAGCUGUUCUGAGUGUGGAAAGAGUUUUACAGUGAACCGGAGCCUGAAGAGACACGUGAGAAUUCACACUGCAGAGAAACCAUUCACCUGCACCCAAUGUGGAAAGAGUUUCAUGGAACAAGGCCACCUUGAAAGUCACAUGGGAAUUCACACUGGAGAAAAGCCUUUCACCUGCUCCGAGUGUGGAAAGAGUUUCACGGUGAACAGAAACCUUAGGAGACACAUGAGCAUUCACACAGAAGAGAAGCCUUACACCUGCCCUCAGUGUGCAAAGAGCUUCACAGAACACGGACAACUUAAAAGUCACAUAACCAUUCACACUGGAGAGAAAUCUUUCGCCUGCUCUGAAUGUGGAAAGAGUUUCACAGUGAAACAAGGCCUCAAGAGACACCUAAGAAUUCACAUUGGAGAGAAGAAUUUCACUUGCUCUGAAUGUGGAAAGCGGUUCAUCCAGCAAGGACACCUUCAAAACCACAUGCGAAUUCACACUGGAGAGAAGCCUUUCAUCUGCUGUGUGUGUGGAAAGGGUUUCACGAUGAACAUUUCUCUUGAGAGGCACAUGAAAAUUCACACUGGAGAGAAGCCUUUCAGCUGCUCUUAUUGUAUGAUGAGUUUCACAGUGAAACAAGGUCUUGAGAGACACAAGAGAAUUCACACUGGAGAGAAACCAUUCACCUGCUCUGAGUGUGGAAAGAGUUUCAUGCAACAAGGACACCUUCAAAUUCACAAAAGAUUUCACACCGGAGAGAAACCUUGUAUCUGCUCUGAAUGUGGAAAGAGUUUCACAGUGAAACAAAGCCUGAAAAGUCACAUGAGAAUUCACACUGUAGAGAAAACUUCCAACAGAUUGGAGGAGUCUCCUCUACCACCACCUGUGUGCUUCAUCCAUCCAGAUAAUGUAGUCAGUCAUAGCGUACCAGGACACCCACCAGCUAACGGAGGAGAGUGAUUAGUCAAACUAGUUGAAAGAUUAGGAGGCCAGGACUGAUAAGAGACCAAUGGAUGCCAAUAAAAACACAU
This is a messenger RNA of Carassius auratus (goldfish), 4010 nucleotides long. Its product is annotated as zinc finger protein 850-like. Bases 175 to 3939 code for a protein of 1254 amino acids. Lineage: Eukaryota; Metazoa; Chordata; Actinopteri; Cypriniformes; Cyprinidae. Gene Ontology annotation, biological process: regulation of transcription by RNA polymerase II. The transcript has 3 exons. The record is from RefSeq and is a predicted model, not a curated record. Gene Ontology annotation, molecular function: DNA-binding transcription factor activity, RNA polymerase II-specific; RNA polymerase II cis-regulatory region sequence-specific DNA binding.